Messenger RNA from Wasmannia auropunctata (little fire ant), 427 nucleotides. Its product is annotated as odorant receptor 85f-like. Lineage: Eukaryota; Metazoa; Arthropoda; Insecta; Hymenoptera; Formicidae. Gene Ontology annotation, molecular function: olfactory receptor activity; odorant binding. The transcript has 3 exons. Gene Ontology annotation, cellular component: plasma membrane. The annotation marks the transcript as partial. Gene Ontology annotation, biological process: detection of chemical stimulus involved in sensory perception of smell; sensory perception of smell. The record is from RefSeq and is a predicted model, not a curated record.
CGGCAACCAAUGUCAGUAAAAUCGACGUUUUUGAUCUUCUUCAUGUCAUCUCUCGCAAAAGUAUAUCUGUGUGCAUGGCCAGCCGACCAUUUGUUAAGUGCAAGCACUGAUAUUGCACAUGCUGCGUAUAAUUCAUUGUGGUAUGACGGAAAAGUUGAUUUUCAGAAGAACUUUAUAAACACUUUAUUGCGUGCCCAACAACCUAUAACUGUAAACGUACCCUGCAUGCUACCGACUGUUUCGUUAAAUUAUUAUGCCUCAUACGUCUCAACUGCGUUCUCUUAUCUGGCUACUUUUCGAAUUAUCCUUGAAGAAAACAAUGAGAAUUAAUUGAUUAGUGCGGAUAUAUUAUGGUGAGAAUACAUUAUUUGUCUUGUAUACGUAUUUUUGUGUAUAACAAUUGGGUGUUUAUAUUAUAUAAAAAACG